Molecule: messenger RNA, 1528 nt
Organism: Myripristis murdjan (pinecone soldierfish)
Lineage: Eukaryota; Metazoa; Chordata; Actinopteri; Holocentriformes; Holocentridae
Gene: pkdc
Product: protein kinase-like domain containing
Exons: 3
Coding region: 100-1062 (320 amino acids)
Source: RefSeq, a predicted model, not a curated record
AGAGAAGGCAGCAGAGACGUAAACUUCCUGUUGUCUGGCCACUGAGUCGUGUUUUCACAUCUGUGGGAUUUUAAAGGUUUGUUUUGAUACAGCUUGACCAUGAGACAGGAGUACCAGGACCUCAUCCUGCAGACGUGCGGGGCUUCAUCACUACAGGUCGCUGCCAAGAUCCAGACACUGUGGAGCGGCUACGGAGAGAUCGUGAGGCUGCAGCUGGAGGGCUGCGACCGGCCCUCCGUGGUUGUCAAACACGUCAAGUUUCCGGAAGGGUCCGACCACCCCGGCGGCUGGAACACGGAUCGCUCCCACAGACGAAAAGUGAGAUCCUAUCAGGUGGAGACUCACUGGUACCAGAACUACUCCACCAAUCAGAGCUGCCGCAUCCCCGCCUGUCUGGCUGCCUGUUCCUAUGGAGACGAGAUGCUGAUAGUCUUGGAGGAUCUGGAUGUUGUGGGGUUUGACCAGAGAAGGACUAGUGUGAAGGACCGGGAGAUAAGGGCGUGCCUCAGCUGGCUUGCCCACUUCCACGCCCUCUUCCUGGGCGUGGAGCCGGACGGCCUGUGGCCUGUUGGCACCUACUGGCACCUGGACACCCGGCCAGAUGAGCUGGAGGCCAUGGAUGACGCACGGCUCAAAGCGGCGGCUGGCGAGAUCGACAGGAUACUGAAUGCAUGCCGUUUCAAGACCAUCGUGCACGGAGACGCCAAGCUAGCCAACUUCUGUUUUUCCCAGAGCGGGCAGGAUGUGGCUGCUGUAGACUUCCAGUAUGUAGGUGGGGGCUGUGGGAUGAAAGAUGUUGUUUAUUUUUUAGGAAGCUGCAUGGAUGAGAAGGAGUGUGAAAAGAGGGUACCGGGCUUAUUGGACUACUACUUCACAGAGCUGCAGUCAUCUGUGAACAAAGACAUAGACUUUGCUGCCUUGGAGACAGAGUGGAGGGAGAUGUUUGUGUUCGCCUGGACAGACUUCCAUCGCUUCCUGCUGGGAUGGAUGCCCGGACACUGGAAGAUCAAUCGCUACAGCAAACGGCUGACCAAAGAAGUACUGCAAAAGCUGAAACAAUAACCAAAAACAGUGGUAACAGUGGUAAGGUCACCAGUUUGAUUCUGUACAUCUGGACAAGAAAAAUUACUUGGAUGCAUUCCCCACUCUCCCUCUCUACACAACACUUUCUGUCAAGGUGUCAGUUCCUGAGAAAGAGUGGACAUGCCAUCAGACAUUUUCCGGAUAAUUAAACAUCCGCUCAGGCUAUUUUGGUUCUUAAACAACCCAAGGCUUUUGGGAGUGGAAAACAACAAUAACAACAACAGAGCACUUUUAUUCUUUGUUAAAAAGUUAAAUCCAUGUGCAGUUUUCAUUAUUUAUACACUCAUAUAUUUUGGUUAAGUUGCCUCGAAGUUGCAUCAGGACACCUUGUAGCCUAGUUUUAGCAUUUACGACCUGAAACAAACAAACAAACCAAAAAAAAAAAAAAAAAAAAAAAAAACAUUUCCCUAUUUAUUUAGGCUGACACAAAUGUUUCAGAUGAAAA